AUGUACUCUCUUCCGUCUCCAGCUUUGCUGCAACGGACGCGUGCAUACGGGACGAGGUUUUUCCACCGCUUUGGAAUCCAUUGCGCGACGCAUCAAAUACGGCUUAUCCUUGUGUCUUCCAUCGUCAUUACCUCCCUGCUCUUCCCCGCCAUUGCCGUCUACACUUCUCCGGAAACCCAUUUCUUCGCCGGCUUCACCUUGCGCGUGCUUGACUCCUUCCUGACACCGGACGAUAUCUCCAGCUACUUCGCGCAACACGAUCUCCGACAUAUAUGGGAAGGACACAACACGCUCAGACUGCACGAUGACUCCGUCGCCCGCGCGCAGUGCGGCAUGCAAAGUAUUCUGCGCUCUGAGCGGCUCUUGAUUGGCAGUGUAUCGCAAGAGUAUGGUCUGGAUGCAUUGGACCGCGACACACUGCUGUCAGCUCUGGCACUCGAACACAGGAUUUCAACCAUCUUAUCUCAACAUCAUAUCCCUUGCUUGAAGUCGUCAACUGGCUCCUGCUUUUCCCUGAGCCCUCUAGCCUUUUGGAACCAUGACGAGGCUGUGCUAUCGGCGGAUGCUAGUAUUCUCGAGACCAUCAACCUAUCACACAACACAACUACUUCUGGCAUCCCUAUGACCCCCGAGAUGGUCUUCGCCGGCCGAGAGCAUGACCCAAGCUUGUCCAGUGUGGAUAGCGCCAUGUUCUUAGCACUCACCUACUUCUUUCCGGACCGCGACUGUCUUGGCAACAACGGUCAUGUCCAAUGGCUACGGGUACUCAGGGAAGCAGGUGGACCCAUGGGAGACCUUGUCGUUCAGGCUCAGCCGCCCAGACUCGUUGCAUUGGAGUACGACAGAAGUCCUACGACGAAGACUCGUUUCACCAUCCUCUCGGCGUUCUGCUAUGGCGCGUACCUGGUCUUCGUAGUGUAUUGUGUGCAGUCCAUGAGGAACAUGAAGACGGUGCAUUCCCGGUUCGGUCUCGCAGUCACCGGCCUUGUGGAGCUGAUUGUCAGGUUCAGGAUGACUAUGGUUCCAUGGGAGCUAUUUCCAAUUAUUGUGAUGUUCAUCGGAGUCGAGAACAUGUUUCACAUCGUUGAUGCGGUCUUAAGAACCUCAGUAACGAUCCCGGUCAAAGAACGCAUAGCCCAGGGAUUGAGUCAAGCGGGCACGUCCAACACGCUCAAAGUCGUGUCUUACAAUGCGGUGCUGGGAGUCAUCGCGUUCUUCUCCAGUGGUGCGAUUCGCCAGUUCUGCGCAUUUUCGAUUGUGGUGCUAGUCGCGCACUGGUUCCUCGUGCACACCUUCUUCGUCACGGUGUUAUCAAUCGAUAUACAGCGACUCGAGUUGGACGAGCUCCUCCGACAGGAUACUAAUCUCAACCCGACGGAUAAGGGAAAACUGGCAUCACCUACCUUGCCCCCGCCCAAGACCUGGAGAGAAGCAUGGCUCGCUGCGAAAAACACAAUACGUGGACGUCCCGGUAAGAACAUCAGUCUUUUCUUGCUUUUGGCCAUCGCAGCUACCCUCUACUUUGCAACGACACCAUCGUCCACACAGGCUAAGAGCUCUGCUGCUCUUGCGCGAAAUCCUGUGCGCCAAGUUCCGAAGAUGACGGCUACCGACCGAAUCUCUCCUGCAUACCGCAUCUGGCAAACCCUGAAUCCCAUUGACGACACCAUGGUACACAUUCGUAUAGAGUCACCCGCCAUCCUAGUUCUUGCACCAGAAGAGGACAAGCCGGCGUCCGAUGUCCGCACUCUAGCAGAUGGUGAGAAGUUGUCCCGCCCUCGCGUGAACAGGCUAUCACGUUGGUGGAUGCGUACGGUCCGGGACGUGUGGUGGCUCUUCAAGAUCAUGGUCGUGCCGAUCACGGCUACGACGGUCCUGCUCUAUGCUCUCCUCCUGUAUCUCCUCAAGAACGCGGAGUUGCUGGAGGCGCAGCGCCAGCGACCUGAACCAGACAACUCGAGCUCAGAAGAGUCGUCCGUGGAAGGGGAGAUCUCGUUCGCCACGCUUCCACGGGCUUUCCCGACGGACGUGGACAUGCUGGCAACCAGCAAGAACGGCAAGGUCGUCGUUAUGCUCGGGCUGCAGAACGAAGUCGUCGUAUGGAGAAGCAUGUCGCGCACGAACAUCACGGUCGACACCUCUCCUGUUGCCCUUGGGGGUGCAAGUGGGCCUUCGCAGGGCACGACCCUCACAGCCGUCGCAGUUAAUGAGGCCGGUACGCUCUGUGCUGUGGGUUCGGCAUCCGGCGUCAUUGGUGUCUGGUCGAUAGAGAGGGACCACGCCAAGUAUAUCACACAGCUCUCCCUCGACCCCACGUCCACUGCAGCUGUCGCACACCUCCACUUCGGCUACUUCCAAUCUCGCCCACCGUCGCCCGCGCGUCCACUCACACCUACGCCUCCCGUGGAUGUAGCGACGACCCCUCGUGCCCGCUACGUCGCGCCUACGCGCUCUGCUACCGUCAUCAAGUCUACGUUGGUACCUGUCCAUGGCGAUGAACGCCUCCUUGUCGGCUUUGCAUUCGACGACGGGUCCUUCGAGCUGUGUGACCUCGACCGCAAUGAUCAACUCGUAGCCCGCGAGUGUUGGAUCGCCGCUGGUAACCCCCAGGACUUCGUCAAUAAAGUCGACGUUUGCGCUCUUGAGCUUGAUGGUCAGCGUCACAUCAUCAUCAUCGCCGCUACACAAGCAGGCGUCGUGUCGCUCUGGGAUGCUGGGUCGCGGGAUUGUCUGUUCAUCAUGGAGGAACCCUUUGGUGACGUCAACCAGCUGCGGGUCACUCCUGUCACCCCGACGAACUGUUCAACGUGUGGGGAACUACCAUGCGAGAACUUCCUGAUCACGUUCUCCGUUGGUCUAGUCGUGCUUUUCUACCGGGCUUACUUGUACCUGCCAACGAGACGAUGCUCGUGUCCCCGCAAUCAACCACAACCUGCCCUGCGAACGAGCAUGCUUGGGCAUCGUUCGCGGAGCGGAAGUGCCACAUCACUGGCGUCGUCCACGGGGACGACCACACCCGUGGCUUCACGCUCACGCGUGCCGUCCGUAUCGUCGUCCAGCUCCGCCCUGAGCGCCUCCAUGUUCCCUGUCUCCGCACACGGCGUCCAUUCACGCAGGGCGUCGGAGAAGGAGGGCUCGCGUCGGACGCACGACUCGUUUUUGUCCAUUCCGACUGCGACGAGUCUGACCCGCAUCCUCCGGCUUCCUCUCUUCCCAUCCCCCACAUCUGUAUGGCAGAGUCUUAUCGUGGUGCGCGUCGCAGAUACCAUGUUUGAGCGGGGGAGCUGGGACGUCGCUGGGGACAAGGUCGUCGGCGUACGCCGCAAGCCACGGUCCAGCCUGCUCGCGCGGCGCAUGGACGCGAAAGCUACCCUCAAGGAUGAACCGCUGCAGGGUCUGAGCAGCUCUACGCUCGAGCGAUGGGAGCUCUGGACGUACGACCCUGAGGAGUCGCGCCUGCACGUAUCCCCGUUGAACGCACUGCGUCGUGGUCCCGAGGAGCGACUGAUGGACAGGCGCCGUUCGGGCAGUUCGCAUGCUGGGUUGAACCAGGACCCUCCUGUGUCGCCGAAGCGUGUAUUCGUCCCGCGAUUGCACUUCACUCGCGUUACGCCGUUCAUAGCGACCUCGACAUGUUGCCUCGCUGGCUUUGGUAACACCGUCGGUUUGUUCAACGUCAACUCGCGACCGAACGCCAGGAGACGGAGGCGGUCUUCCGGCGAGGAUAUCCAGAGCACCCCUUCUUGA
This is a messenger RNA of Fomitopsis serialis, 3747 nucleotides long. RefSeq names its product sterol regulatory element binding protein cleavage-activating protein. Gene Ontology annotation, biological process: SREBP signaling pathway. The record is from RefSeq and is a predicted model, not a curated record. The coding region runs from base 1 to 3747 and encodes 1248 amino acids. NCBI's taxonomy places the organism in Eukaryota, Fungi, Basidiomycota, Agaricomycetes, Polyporales, Fomitopsidaceae. Gene Ontology annotation, molecular function: sterol binding; protein binding. The transcript has 10 exons. Gene Ontology annotation, cellular component: Golgi membrane; endoplasmic reticulum membrane.